GUUGCGAGCAUUUAUGCCAAAUUUGACUGUUGUGAUUUGUAGCUUGUCACAGUUAUAGCGUGGUAACGUGUUGCAAGCCGUUGUUGUUUGGUACCGGGUGCAUGUUAAUUUCAGUUACAUUGAUUGUGACAUAAACAUGGCUGAUAAGAAAAAAGAUGCUGAACCGGAGGGUGAGGAAGAAUUUUCCGUAGAAAAAGUUUUAGAUCGACGCGUUAGGAAUGGAAAGGUCGAGUAUUUUUUGAAGUGGAAAGGCUACAGUGACGAAGACAACACCUGGGAGCCUGAAGAAAAUCUUGACUGUCCUGAUCUCAUACAAGCCUUCGAAGAGGCGCGAAAGAAGAAGGAAGCGGGAGGCAAAGGACCCAGAUCCGAUAAGGAUAAGAAAAGAAAAUCUGCAGCAGCCACACCCGACUUAAAAGGUGCCAAGAAAGGGAAAACCGACGACAAAAAGACAUCCGGCUUUGAACGUGGACUGGAACCAGAGAAGAUUAUUGGAGCGACGGACAGCAGUGGAGAGUUAAUGUUCCUUAUGAAAUGGCAAGGUACGGAUGAAGCUGAUUUAGUGCCGGCUAAGCAAGCUAAUGUCAAGUGUCCACAGGUUGUGAUACAGUUCUACGAGGAACGACUAACAUGGCACACACCAUCUGCUGACGAGGGAAAUAAUGAUGAUUAGGUUAAUAUAGUAAGAAUUUCAUUGUUCUGUUGUUUCAUUACCUAUUAAUGGUAUAAAAUUGAUUUUGAUAAAGAAAAUAUAGUCGUGUUAUAGUAUAUUUAUCAUUCCAUAGAGACAUUUCUAAAUUAAAUGUUACUGUCCAUUUGUUAUUGGAAGCAGUCCUCAAUUGUUUUCAAUAUUAUAAAAUGUUUAUUGCAGCAUAAUAAGAGAUGUUAUUAUAAAUCAGUGAUAAUGUAUAGGUGUAAAAUAUGUGUCAAGUCUUUCCUUCUUUCUGGAGUUUUCUUGAAAAUAAAAGCAGUUAUUGUAUUUUCAGCACAUACAUAAACAAUCCUGCUGUAAUUUAGUUUACUCUUCAUAUGCAAAAGAAGAUUUGUGUUAGAUAUUUUCUUUAAUUACAAUGUUAGUACAAAAAAGAAAAAAUUGAUUAUACAAAAUUCUAUCAAAUUGAAAUUCACAUUAUGUAAUUAUCUCUUUACUUACUAAUGUAUGUGAAGCUACAUAGUACUAGAAAGAAUACUAUAAUAUUUUUCUCAUAAGUAUACAAUUCAUUAAUAGGUUUAGGAUAUGUCUAAUUUAAGUGUACAAGGCAAUAAAGCGAAUGUUGCCAUA
Molecule: messenger RNA, 1282 nt
Organism: Danaus plexippus (monarch butterfly)
Lineage: Eukaryota; Metazoa; Arthropoda; Insecta; Lepidoptera; Nymphalidae
Gene: Hp1b-l
Product: chromobox protein homolog 1-like
Exons: 5
Coding region: 137-673 (178 amino acids)
Biological process (GO): chromatin organization; negative regulation of transcription by RNA polymerase II
Cellular component (GO): nucleus; pericentric heterochromatin
Molecular function (GO): chromatin binding
Source: RefSeq, a predicted model, not a curated record